GACGAGUGCGCACGAAGCCACAAGUUAUGGCGCUACAGUGAGACAAUGUCUGCUAAUGUGCUCCGAUGGUGUGGAUUGAUAAUGCACCUAAAUGUAGGACCUGUAAUAUAUGCAUCUCCAUGACAUAGGAAGGUUUCUAUCUUCCCCGACAUGCUUUUUUGUUUUGGCCUGUUUGCUCUCUUGUUAUAUAAUACAGUUGUAGCUAACGCAGUCUGCAGCUUUACUUACUCCAAGAAGGAAAGGAUUGACGUGGUAUCUCUAGACUACCAGAAGAAAGGUUAUGACAAAUGUGAAUACCUGAUCAAGGCCCCUCCUGACAGCAACAUUAUAGCCCUCAACUUCACUGAUCUAGUGGGAUUCCAGUCCUCCCUUGGUACAGUGCCAGACCCUCGGGCCAGUCACGUAGGAUCUGGGCCAGAGGAACUGCCCCCCUGUUUACCCCCAGAGCUGACCAUUAGUGAUGAAACCGAAGGGCACCAUGGUGUAGUCAGCAGCAAGAUUUGCAAAUCUCAAAAUUACCAAACCCCUCAUGUCUUUCAUUUCAAAUCCAAUGUGUUGAAGAUCAUAUAUGUAUGGGUAGAAGAUGAGAAGAGUAGCUUCACCUUGGAUAUAAAUUUUCAACAGAGCUUCAAUAACUGUGUUUUUACUUGUGAUGGUACUCACUGUUUGGAGAACAAGAGCUUGAUUUGUGAUCAAGUAUACCACUGUCGGGACAGAUCAGAUGAGCAUAACUGCCCCCAGUCCUCCAUAGGCACAGUUCCCACAACAGUAGCCCGAGUUGUGAUCAUCAUUGUGACAAUAACUUUAAUGCCGGUAUUGGCCAUUUUGAUUUGUGUAGCCAGUCCAUGUAAAUCGACUCGUCGCAUGUUGCGCCGGUGGACAAAUCGUGACCGAGGGGAUGUGGAAAAUCGACAGUUGAGGCCCCAAUCCCAUGUCUCUGAGUCUGGAUUUGGAGGAGCAGCAACGUCCACAUCUUGUGUAUCGGCCAGUCAAGAAAUCUCAGAUCCACAAGAGGCCCUCCUUCAGAAGCGGAGAAUUCUGAAACAUUCAAUGCAAACUGACAUGACUAUAAGCUUACCACCACAAAUCCCCAUCUCCCAGGACGGAGAGGAAGGUUACAGACAGAGUCAGCAGACGUUAAAACAUCUGCGUAAAUCGGAUGGCUACCAACAUUGCUUUAGACCCCCACCCAACAAGACUGUGCAUGAUAAAGAGAGCCCUCCCCCUUAUUACUCUCAUUCAGCCUCUGCCAUAGAUAAAGUGGGUCACUCGCCGCUAAAAGUCGGAGGAAGUCCUGACGGUCGAGUGACCUCCAGCGACAUGUUGUCUCGCUCGUACAGUAUGGGCGCAUUAAACACUGCUGGGUUUUUGUGUUGUGUUUUUGGAACAAUUUUGUCUCAACAGAUUGAAACAGAUUGGGUUUCUCUUCAAGAAUCAAAAAUCUACAAUCGACAUGCAUGUUUUAAGAAGAUGUUUCCUGAGGAAAUUCGCGUUGGAACAAAACCUCGUCCACAUGAGUAUAUGGACAUGACUACCCUCCCUAAAAGCUGGGACUGGAGAAACAUCAAUGGAACAAACUACUGUAGUACCACAAGGAACCAACACAUUCCUCAGUACUGUGGAUCUUGCUGGGGAAUGGGCUCCACCAGUGCUUUAGCCGACAGAAUCAACAUCAAGCGUAAAGGUGCCUGGCCGUCAGCAUACCUGUCAGUGCAGCACGUGAUAGACUGUGGGGGAGCAGGAAGUUGUGAGGGAGGGGACGACGUGGGCGUGUGGAAGUACGCCCACUCACACGGCAUACCAGACGAAACCUGCAACAACUAUCAGGCAAAGGAUCAAAAAUGUGAUACGUUUAACCAGUGUGGAACCUGUGUAACAUUUGGAAAAUGUUUCCAGCUGAAUAACUACACCCUAUGGAAGGUCUCAGACUACGGAACAGUAAAAGGUCGAGAUAAAAUGAUGGCUGAAAUUUAUAAAAAUGGUCCAAUCAGUUGUGGAAUUGAUGCUACUGAUAAACUAGAAGCAUACACUGGUGGAAUAUAUACAGAAAAGAAAUUUAUGCCGAUGGUAAACCACAUUGUAUCAGUAGCAGGCUGGGGAUUUGAUCCAGCCACAAAAACAGAAUACUGGAUCGUAAGGAACUCCUGGGGAGACCCCUGGGGUGAACAUGGCUGGUUGAGGAUUGUGACCAGUGCCUAUGAUGGAGGGAAAGGGAACGACUAUAACCUGGCUAUAGAGUCCAGGUGUGCUUACGGAGACCCCAUCAUUCCACCUGGUUACUAAGGAGACAUGUCUCUGAUUGGUCAACUACAUGCAUGAAAUUCUCAUCACUCUAUGCAAAUUAUUUCUUCCCAUCAAUUUAUCAUUUUGUAUUCAAGAAACUUGAAAUCAGCUGAAAGUAAAGACAAAUAUUUAAAAUUACUCUGCACAGGGUUAUUUUUACUUUUUUACGCUUUUUGACACUUGCAAACAAUUUUGCCCCAUUAAAAUUCACCCAGUCACAGUUUCUUUUAAGAAAUUAUGCUGUUUCCUUUAAAUUCACUGCAUUUUAAAUUCACUGGGUGACCCACCUAUGAUGGGGCAAAAUUUAAAUGGGGGCAAAAUUUUCCCAGUAUACGGUACGUAUUGGAUUGAGGAAUGCAUCUCUUUUUGUGAAACCUGGUAAUACUUGUGUUUGUAACUGCUCCAAAGAAGUGAUUAUAUGUACUGUAUGCAAUUGCCCUCUGAUUUGCAUUUGAUUCUUAUUCUUUUUUUAUAUACAAAGUGUUGUGAUAUCAUACGUGGUAUCUAGAGUGAUCUGAUAUUAAAUACUAGAUUGUUUUGAUUGAUAUGCCAAAUGUGCAGUAAAUUAAUUUUAAUUAAACUAAAUCACAUUAUUUUAAGUUUUCCUUGUGAAUACUGUUCAGCUUAAAUUUCAUUUUAAUUAACUCUGUGUGAACAGGGCAGUACAGUUUUUUUUUAAAAGAUAUUUUGACAAAUACUCUCACAUUGUUUAAUUUAACACAAUGAAAUAAUUUUUUUUUUUAACUGCAUUGAAUAUUUUUUAUUUGCAGUUUUCUAAUAACAGCUGAAUAAUUACAUGUGUAUUUGUUACCAAGAAUGCAAGUACCGGUACUUCAUCAAUAAAGUAUAUGUUCCUAGGUUCAAUAUUUCUUUAUUAUCUAUUUGAUAAAUUAUGGAAAUCUAAUAUUUGGCACUAUAAGCACCUUGUUCUAAUACCAAUGAGGAUUUUUAGAGAUAUGUUUUUUUGACCUCAUGAGUGCCAUGUUUUUAAUGAUGUUAUACAUGUAUUUCUAAUUCUAAAAGAUAUCUGGUAAUAUUCUUAAACUGUCACAAAAUCUGUACUUGAAAUUGUUUUUCAAUGUUGGUUCUUUUAAUAUUGUUUUGUACUAUUUUGACAUUAUCUUUGUGUCCUCAAGGAGAACAACCAUGUCUCAUCUUGCAGUCCUCAUUUUAUAAAAAAAAACCUUUUGCCAGCAGUAUAAAUACAUAUAUAUUUUAAUUUAAUACCAUUUCAUAAUUAAAAACAAAUCAAAUAUGUAAGAA
Molecule: messenger RNA, 3546 nt
Organism: Saccostrea cuccullata (small rock oyster)
Lineage: Eukaryota; Metazoa; Mollusca; Bivalvia; Ostreida; Ostreidae
Exons: 13
Coding region: 151-2283 (710 amino acids)
Cellular component (GO): lysosome
Molecular function (GO): protein binding; cysteine-type endopeptidase activity
Source: RefSeq, a predicted model, not a curated record